UUUCAUUGGUAACAGUAAUCAAAACACUGCUCUUUCUCUUGCCAGGCGCCGCGUGCUCUCUCUCUCUCUCUCUCUCUCUCCCCCCUUUCUGUAAUCCCUCCAAAUGACCACUCCAUCACCGCCUUCAUAACCCAACAUCACACCUACCCUCUCUUUCUCUUUCUCCUCUUCCCACCAAAGUUCAACACCACAGAAUACAACAUGUUGGACUCUUCACAUCUUCCUCGGUGGCUCGAAGCCCUUUUAGGAGAGAAGUUCUUCAACGCCUGUAUAAUUCACGAGGAAGCUAAGAAGAACGAAAAGAACAUCUUUUGCUUGGAUUGUUGCCAUAGUAUUUGCCCUCACUGCUUGUCUCCUCAUCGCUCUCACCGCCUCUUACAGAUAAGAAGGUAUGUGUAUCAUGAUGUUAUAAGAUUGGGUGAUGCUGAGAAAUUAAUGGACUGUGCCUUUGUUCAAUCUUACACGACAAACAGUGCAAAAGUGGUGUUUCUAAAUCAAAGGCCACAGACUCGGUCAUGUAGAGGCUCAGGCAACAUCUGCUUCACCUGCGAAAGAGGCUUACAAGACCCAUAUCUCUUCUGUUCUCUCUCCUGCAAGGUCUACUCACCAGUCUCUCUCUUACCCAUUUUCCAUUUCCACCUUUUCUCAUCUGGGUUUCUCUUCUUUUUCUCUCAGAUUCAACAUAUCCUGAGAACUGAGGGCAAGCUUUCCAGCUACAUCUUCGAGUGUUUGUACCUCACGUUGCCUGAAUCGGGUUUCGACGACGGCCAAAUGACCCCAGACACGGUUCUGGAACAGGCCGGCUCGCUGAGGACAUCGUCGGGGUCGAGCGGAAGUGGCGGUGUCGCCGGGGAGGUGGGUUGCCGGACAAUGGGUUGCACCGCCACGACCGAGAUAGCGAGGAAGAAAAGGAGCAGCGUUUCGGCGUCUCGGCCGGAAUUUCGGCCGGUAUGUGCGCCGGGAUCGGAGAUUUCGGUGGGUAUGAUGAACCGUCGUAAGGCCACUCCUCACCGGUCUCCACUUUAUUGAUUUCUGUACGAAAAAAGUGAUGAGAGAGAGAGUGAGGAGGGGGGUUGGAUUGGAACUUGUGUUUUUUGAAAGGGUAUUUUAGGGAUUAAACAAAUUAUUGGAACCUCCCAGUUUUGUAGAUUACACACAUCUCUCUGUGAUUUGUUAUAGAGCAUUAUGUAAGAAUUUUAUAUUUGGUUUUGCUUUUUUACUUGUUUGCAGAAAUGUUUUUUUUUUAUUGUUAUUAGUGAAUUAAAGAGGUAUAGUUGAAGAAUUGUUUUAAUUUGGCUGGAA
Molecule: messenger RNA, 1302 nt
Organism: Camellia sinensis
Lineage: Eukaryota; Viridiplantae; Streptophyta; Magnoliopsida; Ericales; Theaceae
Source: RefSeq, a predicted model, not a curated record